GCUGUAGAUCCACUUGAAUUUACAUUCUUGGAUGUUGUUAGGUGGCUCCUCUAAUCUAAAGACACCAGCCCGAUGUAGGAAUCGGUGACAAACCAGUCCUCGGCAAGCUUCUCUUGUGUAAUACCUUUGUGUAGAAGCUUCGAAGUCCUUCGAAGCUGGUUGCCGAGUCGUCGGGGGUCUUACACGGAAGCCGUAACGCUGGUUGCUGGAGGAAAAAUAGGACGCCUGUCUUAGAGUGAACCUUUCCUCACGAGUCUCUUCUAUACAAAGCGGGGCCUGUAUGUCGUGCCUUUUACAGACGAGGAACUAGCAGAGGCGGUGUGGAGUAGUAAUGUGGAGGGAGGGGGAGCUGCUGUGCUCUUCCAGGGAGUCCAGUUGAGUGUAGAUUUGAAUAGCUGUUGUCUGUGUGAGCGUUGUAUGUUCUCCGUCCUCUCAUAUCAUGGCUUGUGACACCAAGAGGACACCCUUCUCCGUCUUCAUGGUCAACUGUUCUAUGGAUGACCUUUAGGACUGGUGGACCCAUGUUGGCCAAAGGAAUCAAACGUAAAUACUCAGAGGUGGAAGGGGAGAUGGGCGGCGGCGGCCAGGAAUCGGAAAUGCCUGGGCGGUACCAGAGCUCGUUGCCUGCAGUGCAGUCUCGAUGUUUAAUGAACAUAUCUCUACUGAAGCUCCGUCGCAGCCUGCACCACGUGGAGCCUAACCUGAGACAUCUUGUACUGGUGGCCAACACCCUACGUCGCCUUCAGGAUAAUAUGCAGGCAGAAUCGAGCACUCUAGUAGGGUGGAAGCCCAUGGAAGACAACUCUAGAAAAGACUCUCCAUCGUUGGUCACUGAGAGCAAAAAUUCAUCUUCGGAUGUUUCAGGAGACGAUGCCUUGAUUUCCAGCAUGGAUGCUUCUUUAUACUCCUCCAUUUCCACCAUACUUGAGGACUUAAAUAAUUUUGAGGGGCUGAGCUCCUCUCCGCUGCCACAGACAGAAGACGAACAGCUCUGCUCUCCUAGGGACAUCAUUAGAGAUGGGAGCCGAGAGGAAUCGGUGAAGUUGACACCUUCCUCCUCUUUUUUAAGUUCCUCUACCUACCUUCUUGGUGACAACCUAGAGGACAUUUUUGAAGACAUUGACACAUCUAUGUAUGACAGUGAUCCUUGGGCCAGUAGCAAUCUUUUAAACUUUAAAACAUUUUCUACCAUCAACGAUCCCGAGGAGAAAUCCUUGUCGGAUGGACAAGACUCCAUGCUGGAGCUUAGUGACUUGGACUAUCUGAUGGACGUUCUGGUGGGAACUCAAAACUGUUGAUGGUCUCAGUAGGACGUUUGAAGGACCGAAAUUGUAUCUUGUAACAAGACACUAUUGUAAAUAACAGACUUUUUAAUUUAUUUUGAGCAGAUGAACUUAACGGUUUUCAUUGGGGUGGGAAAGAGGAGGGGCAUUCAUGUUCGCAGUAAUUUUCAGAGGUUUCAAAAAGUGUAGGUGCAGAACACAAGUUGAGUUACAUCAAUAUUGGUCAAGAUCUAAUGAGCUUUAAAGCCCUGUACACACGAUCGGACCUUUGUCCGACCAAAUUCACAUCGGAAUUCCGGGGGUAUUCAA
Molecule: messenger RNA, 1592 nt
Organism: Rana temporaria (common frog)
Lineage: Eukaryota; Metazoa; Chordata; Amphibia; Anura; Ranidae
Gene: SERTAD1
Product: SERTA domain containing 1
Exons: 2
Coding region: 498-1298 (266 amino acids)
Cellular component (GO): nucleus
Molecular function (GO): transcription regulator activity
Source: RefSeq, a predicted model, not a curated record